AUGUCCUCUCUACCUCCAGCACAACGGCAGCGCUUACAGCCCACCCGCGAUGACUCCUUCCCCCGUGCCGAUCGCACGCGAACACUCUCAGCCGAGAUCGUUGGCGACGUGGCCGACAGAGAGGAACAAUCCGAUCCUAUCAUGGCCGCCUUCCACGACCGAUAUCAACUAUUCGAGAGAUCCAUAAACGCCCUGUUUCGCUCCGAUCACCCGUGCUGCGCCGCGUCCGAGCUCGAUAUUGCAUCGCUGGAAUUCGCCGAACAUGAUAUGACCGACGAUGCGCCCGCCGCCGCCGCAGAACCCCCUAAGCCGGCCGCCCCCGUGCGCGUGGAGGAUGACGACUAUGACUUCGACGAGGACGAGGAUGAGGCCCCCGCGAAAAAGCCAGCCACACCGCCGCCGCUGCCGAAGCGGUUGUCUUCCUCGCAGGUGACGUCGACCGGAUCCCCGACGAGACCAGGCAUCGAUGCCAAGGAUAUCGUCGCGACCCGGGAGAAAUUGGAGGCCGACCGCAAGGCCGCCGAGGAGGCGGCGAAGCGCGCGUUCCAUACUACUUUCUUUACGUUGGAAACCGACCGCGAUGCGAUGCUGGAACAGCAGAAGUUGGACGAAUCGGAUCGUCAGGUCAAUGCUGAGGCCAAUGCGGCUCAAGAUACGCAGCCGGGGAAGCUCUCGAGCGCUAAUUUGGGCGCAUCAAGCUUGACCUUGAAGCAUCUCAUUGCUCGUAUCGAUGCGACCCGAGAGCGGGUUAAGAUCUCGGACAUGGAGCUGCGCAACCUUAUGUCGGAGGUGCGCAAGAACCGGUCUAAAUGGGCGAGCGAGGAGAAGGUUGGCCAGGAGGAACUCUAUGAAGCUGCGGAAAAGGUUGUUCUGGAAUUGCGUGCAAUGACAGAGCAUUCCACGGCAUUCCUGAACAGAGUAAACAAGAGAGAAGCUCCGGAUUACUACACGAUCAUUAAACAGCCUAUGGACCUUGGCACAGUUAUGAAGAAGCUGAAGCAACACCAAUACAAAAGCAAGAAGGAGUUCGUCGAAGAUAUUAAUCUCAUCUGGGCGAAUUGCCUCAAGUACAAUGCCGACCCGAACCAUUUCCUCCGCAAACACGCGAAAGCCAUGCAGAAGAUCACAGCUACCCUAGAACCACUAAUCCCCGACAUCGUUAUCCGGGAUCGAGCGGAGGUAGAGGCGGAAGAAGCGGGUGCUGCUGAGGUUGAUGCCGAGGGAGAAAGUGACGAUGAACCCAUAAUGUCCAGCCGCGGACGGAAAGGACCAGGCACAAAGAAGUCGAGAAAAGGUGCAUCGCUACCGCGGGAAGGCACUCCCGACAUCAAACCCCCAAUAGUCAAUCUCAUCCGCGCCGAUUCAAAUCCCCCGCCAAACGACACCCAUAUGAGUCAAAACGGAUUCCUUACACCAACCGGUGGAACACCGAUGCCGAACGGGAUCUCGGGAAUCUCUCAGCUGGAUUUGGACCAUGACAAGCUGGCGGAUGACAGCAAGGACCCCGAGUAUCAAGCGUGGAAGAAGAUUACCAAGAAGGGGAGGGCAAAGAUUGCGAGCGAGCGCCAUAAACUAGUUCGCGGUAACAAAAUCAACCCCGAAGAGCCCGCUUUGAUACGUUCGAGAAUCGGUAUGGCAAGACAUAUCAAGAACGCGGAAAGUCAUCUAAAGGACAUUGAGGAGGAUGACCUGGUGGGGACUCUCUUUGGGGAUGCGGAAGAAGAGGAUGGGAUACUUUUGCCAGACUAUUACUACCCACAGGCUUGCGUGCCUGAAAUUCCAUGGAGAACAGUUUGGGCGAACGAUGGGGACGAGGAAGAGGUCGAAAUGCCCGACGAGCGAGUGAGGAUUGCACCUAGGGGGAUGUUUGUCCCGUCGAAAUCGAUACUCGCCAGCAAAAUUGAUGGAAACAUCAAACAGAUCCAAGAGACAAGGAAACUAUGUGCAAAGAUUGGCGUUGUCAAGCAGAUGCAGGUUCAGACUCAGAUGUACGCCAACCAAUUCACGAAAUACAAUCCCAAAGAGUUUGUGGAGAAGGAUGUGGAUGAUUUUGUCAUAUCUGAUGACGGGCCGGUGAUGUGUGCGAAUGUCGCGCGGGCUGCGCUACAGCGUUCGAUCGGGAAAGUCUUUUACCAUGCCGGCUUCGAGGAAUUCCAGCCCACAGCUAUAGAUGCCAUAACCGACAUUGCAGUGGAUUACUUCCAGAAACUCGGCAAGACCCUAAUGGUUUAUCAAGAGGCGCCCCAGCACGAGCGCAGAUUUGACACCGAGGAAACCAUACUACAUACCCUCUGCCAUAACGGCGCGGAUGUCGAGUGCUUAGACAACUACAUCCGAGACGACGUUGAUCGGCUCGGUACGAAGCUGAAUAGCAUCCAUGAGCGUAUGAAGUGCCACCUUGCAGAUCUUCUGCGUCCUGCACUUGCCGACUCGACCGGCGAUGAUGCGAACUUUGUUGACGGCAGUGAGCAAUUCAUCGGCGGCGACUUUGCAUCGGACAUUGGCGAUGAUUUCUUUGGAUUUAAAGAACUUGGUCUUGAUAAGGAGUUUUCCUUAUCAACCUUGUCCGUACCCUUGCACCUGCUCCAAGGCAGAAUGAACAAAGCAUAUCAGCCCAUCCAGAUCCCUGGCGCUACUGCCGACGAAGGCCACAAACCUCCGCCUUCAUUCGAACCAGUCACUCACGAGCUCCUCAAGCCUCAAAUCGACCUGGUGCGAAACUUCUUCCUGGCCAAGCUCCACGCCAACAAUGAGCAACCCCUUAUCGAAGACGAGGACCUUCCGCUCAAGCAGCGGCCGCCUAAGCCGCGUCUCCCACCGACAGGAAAGAUUUCCAUGCCCCGGAAGCGACCCCUCAACGGCCAGGGCGGUGGCAGCAAAAAGAAAAAGAAGCCAAAUGCCGCGCCGCCACCAGUCAAAAAGGAGUUUAUGGAACGCAGCGCCAGCAAGAUCUCCGAGGCAGACGACGGAAACGGUGGUAUGAUGAGUCCCGAGAGCUUAGUGGCUGCUGGGUGA
Molecule: messenger RNA, 3015 nt
Organism: Tricharina praecox
Lineage: Eukaryota; Fungi; Ascomycota; Pezizomycetes; Pezizales; Pyronemataceae
Exons: 8
Coding region: 1-3015 (1004 amino acids)
Biological process (GO): regulation of transcription by RNA polymerase II
Cellular component (GO): SAGA complex; SLIK (SAGA-like) complex
Molecular function (GO): structural molecule activity; protein heterodimerization activity
Source: RefSeq, a predicted model, not a curated record